This is a messenger RNA of Spirodela intermedia, 3018 nucleotides long. Lineage: Eukaryota; Viridiplantae; Streptophyta; Magnoliopsida; Alismatales; Araceae. The record is from the annotation of a GenBank genome assembly.
AUGCUAGCGAGGCCCGUCUCUACGCGCAUUUCGGGAUCUCCUCGCCCUCUUCUGCUUCCCUCGUCGGAGUGUCUCCCCCGCCCCCGGCCGCUGAGAUUUCUGUGCCGGAUGGCGUCUGGUGCGGCGGCUCCUUCUCUCGCACUGCUUCCGCCCGUCUCUGAGUUGAAGCUUUCUCGCUUCUGUCCGGUGAGGUCGUUCCCCAGGAAUGCGUGGAGAUCUAGGGCAUGCGCUGGCGUCGCCGUUGGAUCUCGAGCGUCGGCGGCUGACUCGUUUUUCUUGGAUUACAAGCCCACCAACGCCUUCCUGUUUCCCGGACAGGUAAAUCAUGUCGAUGGUGUUGUGUCAUUUUCGCUCGAUUCUUCGCGGGUUUUUUGCGUUGUAGUGUUUUCCAUGCGGUAGUAGUUCUAUGUAGGAAAGGAUUCCUGCUUGAUUGAAUUCAAUUAUAACAUGCCUACAGUGCAAUUUUUCAAUUUUUCGUCGGCGAUGCUAAGCUGGAGAUUGCGCCUUUUCCUUUUCCAUUUUCCCACACAACCAAUCCAGGAAGGUUUAGUGGCAUUUACUGAAUGGCGGAAUGCCAUAUAUCCUCGUACCAUUUUUUAUUUUUUUCCACUUUCUCCAUGAGAAUGUUGUUUCGUUCUGAUGUUAGCCGUGUUUUUCUAUGGUCCUUCGUCUCGAUGAAAUGUGGAUACCAGUUUGAUGACCCGUAAAAGAGCUCACAUAAAAUGUUCUCUUGGUUUUGCACCCACUUGGAAAUGUUAUUGUUUCCAUUUGAUUCCGACUUUAAUUUUUGAAGAUUAUAUUUGCUUUAUCAUAAUAGGCCCUAUUUUUUUUCUUUACUCGCUCUAUCAUGAAUAAGGGCGCACAAGCUGUAGGAAUGGGUGCAGUGGCUCAGAGUGUGCAGGCUGCAGCCGACUUAUUUCAGAGAGCAAAUGACAUUCUUGGGUAGGUUCUAGUUCAUGAAUGCAUAUGCCUGAGCCCGGUACUUAGUGGAGAGAUUUCAUUGUGUUGUGAUAUAACUUCUCUUUUUUUUCUCAGUUAUGACCUCCUGAACAUAUGCCUUAAUGGACCUAAAGAAAAGCUUGAUUCGACAGUAAUAAGCCAGGUAAUUAUCAGGAAGUCAAUAUGAUAUGUGUGUUUUAAGGUUUCAUUUGUGAAAAAAAAGAAGAAAAAAUAAACCCACUGUUUCUUACUUGGUUCUAAUUACAUUCCCCUGUUUUUAUGCUAAACACGAAUGUGAACAGCCAGCAAUCUAUGUGGCAAGUCUAGCUGCCGUUGAAGUCCUAAGAGCUCGUGAUGGAGGUCAGGAUAUUAUUGACUCAAUAGAUGUCACUUGUGGUCUAAGCUUGGGAGAGUACACCGCCCUUUCAUUUGCUGGGGCCUUCAGGUACUCGAAACGUAUCCAUUGCACACUAUUAUAGCGUUUGUUCAAGUGUUGACUUAUUAUUUGUCACUGCAAAAAGAUAAUAUUUAUGGAAUUCAUGUCUCAACCCCACCUGAUGUUUUAAAAGCUAGGAAAUUCAAUUCAUCUAAUACUUUCUGCUAUAUUAUCUGAUUCAGCUUUUUUCUUUUUGGAGUUCAUUUCUUCUUGUAAGAUGGCCCUUCCUGACUUUGUUAUCUGUGAACUUGAUCAAUAAGCUUUGAAGAUGGUCUCAAGCUUGUCAAGCUGCGAGGAGAGGCAAUGCAGGUCAGGAGGAAAUAAGUUUGAUUCUGAGGAACUUCCUGAAUGCUGGGUAGUUAGUUGGGCGGGAAUUGGGGGGUCAUUAAUUGGUAUUCUCUUUCAGGAUGCUGCUGAUGCUGCUCAGAGUGGAAUGGUAAGCGUCAUCGGGCUAGAUUCAGAGAAGGUUCAGUUGCUUUGCGAUGCAGCAAAUGAGGAAGUGGAGGAGAAAGACAAAGUCCACAUUGCAAACUUUCUCUGUCCCGUAAGAAUGUUUGUGUUUGAAACCAUGACCAAUUUCUUUCAUGGCCUGGGUCAUUUACAGCUCAUCAAAUGGAUUACAUUCGCAGGGAAACUAUGCAGUUUCAGGGGGCUUGAAAGGAAUAGAAGCUGUAGAAGCUAAAGCAAAAUCAUUCAAAGCUCGCAUGACGGUCUGAAUUCCGAAAAUUCAAUAGAAAAUUAAUUAUUUUCUCUUUUCAUUUCUGCCCUGUCCAAUGCUUAGUCUGGUUCAUGAGGCCUUGAUACAUAAAGAAUCAUAUGUAAGUAAGAACCAAGAUGCAAAAAUUAUUGAUGUGAUUGAUCUCCCGUGUGAAUCACGAACUUACAUCUCUCCAAUACUCCGGUAUGGAUAAAGAUCCUACUGUAACGUUCAUCCUUUUGUCUUCUUAUACAUAGGCCUUUCACCUGCAAUCCUAGAAAGCAUUUUUGAGCAUUCAAACGAUGAUCUUGCUUGGGUUUGCUAUGACUGACUGAUGCUUUUACCACUGGAUCUUAUUUAUUGACCCGAGAGAAAGUUGCAAUUCUAAAGAAAAAAAACACCCUAAGAACUUUCAACUUGCAGGUCCGUUUAGCUGUUGCUGGUGCUUUCCACACCAGUUUCAUGGAGCCAGCCGUCUCCAGACUGGAAGCUGCAUUGGCAGAGACCGAAAUUGUGACCCCUAGAAUACCCGUCAUCUCAAAUGUGGAUGCACAGCCGCACUCUGACCCUGAGACCAUCAAAAGGAUUCUAGCCCGGCAGGUGAGCCUCAGAGAGUCUCAAACUCUUGGCCCAGCUUCCCUUUGAUUGCCAAUUCAUUUCCCUUUUGCUCCUCCCCCUCACAGGUGACUUCUCCUGUCCAAUGGGAGUCAACCGUGAAGUCUCUCCUGAACAACGGGCUGAAGAAAAGCUAUGAGCUUGGCCCCGGCAAGGUAAUAUUGCCUAGGAAAUUUCUGUUUAUUCUCUCUCAUCUCUCUGGGUAAUCUACCUCCGGAAUGGUCCUAAAAGUCAACUCCUGUCUCAUGCAUCUGGAAUCACAACCCAGGUCAUUGCUGGCAUUGUGAAGAGGGUGGACAGGGCUGCUGAGAUUGAGAACAUUGGGGCUUGA